Asterias rubens (European starfish) is the source of this 3044-nucleotide messenger RNA. RefSeq names its product XK-related protein 4-like. Gene Ontology annotation, biological process: apoptotic process involved in development; phosphatidylserine exposure on apoptotic cell surface; engulfment of apoptotic cell. The coding region runs from base 501 to 2267 and encodes 588 amino acids. The transcript is spliced from 5 exons. The record is from RefSeq and is a predicted model, not a curated record. Lineage: Eukaryota; Metazoa; Echinodermata; Asteroidea; Forcipulatida; Asteriidae. Gene Ontology annotation, cellular component: plasma membrane.
GUUUGCUGGGUGACUGACGUGCAGAGUGUGACACGCCAGUCUGUAAUGUAUUUAUUUUGGUUCACUUGUUAUUAAAUCGUUACUUGCCGAUUCCACAAUUACCACACAACUUGAGUUCUAAGAGGGGUUUCUCUACGUUGGUUUAUUUUGUUAGUUAGGACAGGUGAGCAAAGUUGUGCAAAAUGUUUGUUUGAUCGUUUGUUUGUUGAUAAUAAAGCAGCAUGCACGCAGGCAAGCAGGACAUGCAGGAGGUACCGAGGUGUUGUUAUGUGCAUAUGGAGGUAGAUGUGUGAAACUGAAAGGCUGAGUAGUGAGGUCACAACUUGAACUUUGUGCUGACAAUUCAGUCAGUCAUAUCCAUAUCUGUGCUGUGGUCACGUGAGGAGGAGGGUGGGGAUCGAGGUACAUGUAGAAUUAGACCUCCGUGGUUUACUCUACUCCUGAUGAGUCAUAUAACUUUGGUGCAGUUUUAGGCAUGUCAAAGAAUUGAUCAGAUCAUAAUGAGUAAUUCGAGGGGAAAACCUUCCCAAAAAUAUGAUGAUCACUCACCACACCCCUCUGGUCCCACACCACACCAUGCUGAUCCCCUACCACACCCUGCUAAACCCUCACCACACCCAAGUGGCCCCUCACCACACCCCUCUGGUCCCACACCACGGCGAGAAAAUCCCCCACCACACCAUGCUGAUCCCCUACCACACCCUGCUAAACCCUCACCACACCCAAGUGGACCCUCACCACACCCAACUGGUACCUCACCACGCCCCGUCAACCCCUCAGUGAAUCAGCAGCAGCAGCAAGUAAAGCCCAAGCAGAAGGUCGUUGUGAUCAAGCGCUAUUUUGUCAUUCUGGAAUCGCUGUUCUUAUUUGUUGGGAUGGUGACCUACAUGGCUGAUCUAAUCACGGAUAUAGUUGUUGGUUUUCAAUACAUCCUGCUUCACGAUUACUUCUGGAGUGGUCUGACAUUCGCCUUCGUCAUCAUUCCUUCAAUAACCAUCCAGUACUUCAGCUUUAGAUGGUUCGUCAUCGACUCUCAACACAGUCUCAAACCAAAGCAUGUCUCGUUUCUGAAACGGAUAUGGGAUUGGUUCGUGUGGUUGAUUGUGCACAUUCUGCAGCUUGGAGCGUUGAAAAGAUACUGGCGAACCAUUAAGUACUGUUGGAGGAGUCACGAGCAUCCUGAUUACUACGACCUGAGUAUAUACGAGUAUCGAGACAUCACCAUGCUCAGGCUCCUAGAAGCCUUCAUGGAGGCUGCACCACAGCUUGUUCUACAGGUGUACAUCAUGACCCAGCAAUCGGACAUCUACUGGCUGACGGUUUCCUCUGCAAUCAUCUCACUGGCUUCCCUCUCCUGGGGUCUUGAGGCUUACCACAAAGCCCUCCGAGAAUCCUGCAGCAAUAAGAAUAAUCUCGGCUACGUGGGUCUCACCUUCCGAAUCAUCUGGCGUACCUUCACCAUAACGGCACGGGUUAUCUCACUGGCCUUGUUCGCCUCGUACUAUAAGUGGUUGAUCUUCCCCUUAAUAGGCAUCCACUGGGUCGGGAUGACCCUGUGGUUGGUCUAUCAAGACACCGACUUCUGCACGACGAGACUCGAGGAGGUGCUGUUCGACGCUGUCAUCGGCAUCAUCCACAUCUUCUGUUUCUUCAACAUGAAGGAGGGACGCACUCGCUACAGAGCACUCUUCUUCUACACCAUUAUCUUCGUGGAGAACACGAUCAUGUUCGCAUUGUGGUAUCACCAUGACGGACAACAGAGGGGGUACGGUCUUCCAGCGCUCGUCUUCGUCUGGGGCGGAUUCUUCUUGGGACUCGUCGUGAUGUUGUUUUAUUACCGCUGCCUGCAUCCCAAUGGGAACAUCCGCCUAUGGGGUGGGGGACCACCCAUAAAACCAAACUGGAAACCAGUACUUCAAGUUGAUGGUUCCGCUGUUUACGAUAAUCCCGGGCGGGACGAAGUUGACGGACCGAUCCCGUGGUCGGAUAUCAUCAUCCCGGCUGCCACGAGGGGUUGUCAUGGCAAUCUGUUCACAAACAGAGGAAGACGAUACUGUUACUGGAGAACUGAAGACGGCACGUGUCCUUGCGAGGAGCCACUACCCAACGGUGAUCUCAGGACGACUACUGUGCAGCCGGGCGUGACUGUUGCGGAUCCUACGAUGAUUCGAAUCAUUGAUCAGGAGAAUGGAAGAUGUGACUGCAACGGAGAGACAGUAAACUGCUGUGAUAAGAACGGAAAACCAAGGAUAGAAACCCUUCUGUAAAUACGCAUGGUUUUAAGACAAGAUUUAGAAUCAAUUUAAAAUUGUCUGGGCUGAAAAAAGGCACCUAAAAAAACCUAUCAAAUUAAAGGUAUCUAGUUAAAGGUAUUAUAUUGGAUUGAAAAACAUAACAUUUAAUUUUAGUCCAAAAGCUUACUAACUAUAAGUUCAUACUAGAAUUUUGUUUGACAUUUAUCCCUCUGAUAUGAACUCUUUAAAAAUACUUGAGAUAACUAAAAGGAAACCUAACAACAAAACGCACGUGUUUGUCACUCUUUCUCCUGACCCACACAAAAGAUAAAGGCCACAUUUUCAAAGUUCUGUAAUGGUUGAUAACACAAAACUCUGUCUGUGACUAUUUUGUUAGCUCUACCAAUCCUGUGUAAUACAAUUUCAUCAUGUGGUGUAAUACAGUUCAAGCACAUGUACAUCUGCAAUUGUUUAUUUAGUUUGUUUUCAGAGUUGAAACAAAAAUUUGUGCAAAUGUAGAUUUUCUUAUUUUUAUCAGUAAGGCCAGUUUUCAAGAAAUGUAGAUACAUUAAUCCAUAAAUAGUAAUAAUUUAACCGGUAUAUAAUUAUGCAUGGAAUAGUGGUUUUGUGUGUAGUUUUUCGAUGCGAGGUCUACCAAAUUUUUAGUCAGUAUACUGGGAAAUUUACAAACAGAAUAACUGUUUUUUUAGAGGGGGAUGUGCUGUCACUCAUGAUCAAAGAAGGCAGUGGACACUUGGUAAUUACUCAAAAUAACUAUUAGCAUAAAGCAUUACUUGGUAAUGAGUAAUG